This is a messenger RNA of Cuscuta europaea, 1147 nucleotides long. The record is from the annotation of a GenBank genome assembly. NCBI's taxonomy places the organism in Eukaryota, Viridiplantae, Streptophyta, Magnoliopsida, Solanales, Convolvulaceae.
UCGAAACGUGUGGCUCCAAAUUGGUCAUCGCCUGCCAUAUAUGCUUUUUCUGUGAAAGAAGAGAAAUUUUCACUUUUCAGUAAUGGCCAAGGACGAAGCGAGGAGUAGCAGUCGUCGUUCAAGAUGGUCCCUUUCGGGGAUGACCGCUCUUGUUACCGGAAGCACUCGUGGAAUCGGGCGUGCAGUGGUGGAGGAACUGGCUGAAAUGGGCGCCAGUGUAUACACAUGUUCCAGGAAUGAAGAAGAGCUGAACCAGUGCUUGCAAGAUUGGGCUUCUAAAGGCCUCAAAGUCUCGGGUUCCGUAUGUGACGUCACGUCCAGAGAUCAACGCGUGCUUCUCUCUCAGAAGGUUUCCUCUGCCUUUGAUGGCAAGCUCAAUAUUCUUGUUAACAAUGUUGGGAAAUCUAUUUUGAAGCCUACCGUUGAGUAUACAGCUGAAGAAUACUCUCAUCUCAUGGCUACCAACUUAGAGUCUUCUUACCAUUUUUCUCAACUUGGUUAUCCUCUUCUAAAGGCAUCUGGAGCUGGAUCCAUUGUCUUUGUUUCCUCGGUUGCUGGCUUGGUACAUAUUGCUGCUGGAUCUAUUUAUGGCGCUACCAAAGGGGCUAUGAACCAACUUACAAAGAACUUGGCUUGUGAAUGGGCAAAAGAUGCCAUUAGGGUCAAUUGUGUAGCACCUUGGUAUAUUAAAACCUCUCUUGUUGAACCGAUGUUUGCGAACAAAGAGUUUCUGGAUAAGGUGAUAUCCCGAACCCCUCUCAGGCGGGUAGGGGAACCUGAAGAGGUUUCAUCAGUGGUUGCUUUCCUUUGUCUUCCUUCAGCUUCUUAUGUAACUGGUCAGGUUAUUCCCGUUGAUGGUGGUUUCACUGUGAAUGGCUUUGAAAGUUAGAAGCUUUAUUAUAUCCUAUUCUAAGUGAAUUUACCGUUUACCCCAUUCCCCUUCUCUUUGGUUGAAUUGAAUUUUCUUUUACAAAUAAGGUGAAAUACUUGCUGCAUGUAAAUCUCUUGCUCGGGCAAAGAAAAAGUAUUACUCCCCGAUUUCCUUUUUAUCUUGCUACUUUCCGUUUCGGAAUUCGGAUCCUCUGUAAACAAUGUUACUUUUGCCAUUUAUUUAAAAAAAUGUGCGGUUUACAUUCUUCUACUUUUA